CACAGAUACAAAUGAUUAUUAACCUCAUUUCCUUUUAUAUCGCUGACAACAAAAUGAAGAUUCAAUAUUUUUCUUCAAAGGAAAUCAUUUUACUGCGUUUCUUAUUGGCCCUGUACCUAGUGAGCUACACUGGCGCUCGUGAUCUUAAAAUCUCAAGGACUCUUACCCAAGAAAAUGGAGGUGGCGACUCUGAAGAGAAUUUAUUAGGAGAUUGGCCGAAUAUUCCCGGGUUUCCUCUUCCGGGAGCUCCUGAGAUUUCCGGUGAAAUUCCGAAUAUUCCCGGGUUUCCUCUUCCGGGAGCUCCUGAGAUUCCCUCAGAAUCAAAUCCGGAAGGAAUUCCGAUUAUUCCUGGCUUCCCUUUUCCGCGUAUUCCAGGCAUUCCCGGUUUCGGGAUUCCCGAUUCUCCUCCACAAGAACCGGGCGCGGAUAUUCCAGAUUUCUCAUUUCCCGGGUCAGGAUUAGGGAUCCCUAAUUUCCCAUUUCCGGAUCUCCCAAUUCCACCUGAGGAUGCAUUUCAAACCCUAGGUCCCACCGGCGAGCCCUUGAGUGGACUGUAGGCGGGCUUUUGCUUCAUCACAAAUGUAAACUUUACAAAGUAUUUUCAUACCAGAGUUAUGUUUCUCCGAAUUUUGGUUUUAGUUAAUAUUAAUAUAGAUCGUUCCGAUGGAGCCUUCAAGUUUUUGAUUAAAUAUAAACUAUGCAUGUAGGGAUUUGGGUUUAAUGCAAUAUAUAUAUACACAUUCAAAUUUUACUCUAUGAAUAAAAACUUAUAAAAUCCAC
This is a messenger RNA of Cuscuta europaea, 780 nucleotides long. The record is from the annotation of a GenBank genome assembly. Lineage: Eukaryota; Viridiplantae; Streptophyta; Magnoliopsida; Solanales; Convolvulaceae.